AGCCGCAUAUAUUUUCUUCAAUGUACUGUGGUGAGCUUUCUCACACCCCUAGACAGGUGGUUGGAAGAGGAUCACCCAUAGAUUAUAAAUUUCUACUCCAACAUUUUUUAUACAUAUUGAUCAAUUGAUAUUGUCAUUGGCACUCGCAGGAGCAUUGACGAUGAAAUCAACAAACCCUGGCCGUAACGCAACUUUUGCCGUGAAUAACGACGACGAGGAUGGCCGCACCAGCCAGUCUCGACGAACAGCCUGCGAUGUCUGCAGAGAACGCAAGGUGCGCUGCGACCGCAGCUAUCCACAAUGUGGCCGAUGUCUCCGCCUGAGACACAAAUGUCAUUACACACCGUCCACCAAGAGUAAUUCAAUUGAUGUGCCGCAGGCCUUGAUGAAGCUGGAUUCACGAAUCGCCCAGGCUGAAGCACGGCUGGCUUUCGGACAGAGUAGCAUAAUGGCCUAUCCCAGUCCCUUUAUAGAUCCUAGCAGUUAUCCUUCCUUGAACUGGCUGGAGACUGGCCAAGCCAUGACCCAAUACCCAGAGGUAAGCUACAGCGAUAUACCGGGCAUGAACCUUAGUCUCGAUCCAUCGUCUUUCGGUGGCAUAGAUGUCAGCUGUGAGAUGAUGAAGCAGACACUUGACGAAUUUCAAGUCGAAAAUGACCGUGACCCAGAUCAUGUCUUUCAUCCCGAUUCACUCCCUUCUCCAGAUAUGGCCAUGUCCAGUCCAGAAAAUAUUCAAUAUGGUUCGCCAAAGCAUUCAUUGGCCAACUUGAUGUCUUGUCCGAUCCAUCCAGAGUGGGAUUUGUCCAUAGCACCGGAAACUCUGGUUGAGCCACAUCGGCAGUACUUUGACUAUGUACACCCAUUGAUGCCAAUGAUUGAUCGUAAUCGCUCCAUUGCAGCCUUCGAGGAUGGCACCAGUCAAACUCCUGAGGUCAACUGUCUAAUUUAUGCAAUUGCCAUGGUGGGUGCUGCAAUUAGCAAGGAUAAUGAUGAUCUUGUUUCUGCAUGCCAUCACCACGCAAGACGAUGCUUGGAAGAUGCUGAGCGGGAGUAUCCGGGUGUUCGCUUUUUGAGCAUCCAUGCCCUGCAGGCGAUGCUACUGAUUACCUACCACGAAUUCAAACGACAGGACUUUGCGAGAGGAUGGAUGAGCCUUGGGCGUGCAUUGCGACUGACGAAGCUGAUGGGAUUGCAUGAAAUGGACAUGGAGGCGUCAACAUAUAAUUCAACUGCCGGCCCGGCAUUCCAACUUCCCCUCCAGAAAGCUACUAGCUUGGCCGAGAUCGAGGAGAGAAGACGAACGUUUUGGGUAGCAUACAUAUUGGAUGCGUGGGCUUGUAAUCGCACCAAUUCAUCUAUCAGCUUUGGCAUCGAUGAUAUCUUUACUUCUCUCCCUUCUACCGCCCCAUCUCCAGAAUUUCAUACUGUCGAAAAAGUGAUCCGUCUGAACGAGGCAAUAUGUUGCGAUACGGAUAAUCCGCUUCCCCCAGUUUCCACUUUCGCUGGGCUAGCAAUUGUAUGUGGAUUAGGAGCGAUAUGCAACCGCCAUGGAAGGAUCGUCCAAAAACAACAACAUAGAAGAAAUUCAUCUGCAACAUCCAGCCCCUUAGAAGUAGAAGAAGGCGGCAAAUACCCAUUUUGGGUGCAGCAUUUCGCCAUUGACAAGAAGCUUCAAGUCGUUUCUCAUUUUCUUUUUCAGCAGCUCCAGGCACAGCAACAGCAACAGUUACAACUAACCCAACAGCAACAACAACAACAACCGCGACGAAGCAAUGCUAUCGUGCCAUGCGAUGCAUCAAUUUUGAUUGUAUACCUGAACUUUUAUGCUGUCAGUAUUUAUCUUCAUAAGAUUGCUGCUGAACAGUCCAUUAGCGACGCGGUGCCGGACUCGUUGAAAGAAGAGACAGAUCGGCGGUGCGAAGGUGCUGCAGUGCAAAUGGCUUCUGUAUUGCACCAAAUGCACUCGAAGGAUACGUAUAAUAUGAAUAUCAUGAAACAGGCCAAUUCGUUCAUUCUCUGGUCUCUAACAUUGGCCGCACAAAUCCUGAGUCAACUACUUGAUAGCAGCAACCCGGGCAAGAAUCAACGACGUCUACAUGGUACUUUAGAAAUACUGCAUGAAACCAUGAAUGAAUUAGACGAUGAUUCAGGAUCCUGGGAUGAGACGAUCACCGGUAUUGGAGAGCAGCUGCAUAAGAUCUCUUCAUCAUGGAGACCGACCUCUGCGGGGGUGUUACGGCAAUGACAUUUGAUAAUAUUUCCGUGGGGUGUUCACCGUAUGAUUUUUACUGUAUUUUUCUUCGGUGGUUAUGCUAUCAAUUCCAUUUUCUCGUUGGGUUGGUGGUAGAGCUGAUGCACGCCAAAGACGCGGCGAGGCUGGAUUGGAAAUUUGGCUUUUAGUCUAAAUGUAGUAUUGUGAUGGAGUAGAUUCGAUGAUUGUGUUCUAUACCAUAGAACCGAGACAUAAAAUAGAAGAUUAUAAUACGAAAAAUGAGUCAAAACAAAAGGAUCUUUUAUGCUAUAACAGCAACUGAAAAAGAAGAAAGGAAAAGAAAAA
Molecule: messenger RNA, 2557 nt
Organism: Talaromyces proteolyticus
Lineage: Eukaryota; Fungi; Ascomycota; Eurotiomycetes; Eurotiales; Trichocomaceae
Product: fungal-specific transcription factor domain-containing protein
Exons: 6
Coding region: 161-2245 (694 amino acids)
Biological process (GO): DNA-templated transcription; regulation of DNA-templated transcription
Cellular component (GO): nucleus
Molecular function (GO): zinc ion binding; DNA binding; DNA-binding transcription factor activity, RNA polymerase II-specific
Source: RefSeq, a predicted model, not a curated record